AUGGCGACCAACGACGCUACCCAGACGGAGAGACCUCACGAAGCCCUGCAAUAUCCUGCCGUUUCAGCAGUCGCCCUCAAGCUUCCGUGUUUCUGGCCUGCAGACCCUGUCCUUUGGUUCGCGCAAGUCGAGGCCCAGUUUACUACAAGAAGAAUUGUGUCUCAGGAAACAAAAUUCCACCUCGUUAUUGCGGCCCUAACGCGAACCGAAGCAGCCGAGGUGCGCGAUAUCAUCCUCGCUCCUCCGACCGAGCAGCUAUACGACGCGUUGAAACGCGAGCUCAUCCGCCGCCUGCAACAGCUCCUAACAGCCCAAGACCUGGGGGACCGCAAACCAUCGCAGUUGCUUCGUGGCAUGCGCCAGCUCCUGGGAGAGAAGGCGUCGAAGAUGGACGACUCCCUCCAACGCCUCCCUGCAAAUGUUUGCAUGAUUCUUGCAGCGGCUGGUGACUUGCCCCUCGAUGACCUCGCCGCUCUCGCUGACAGGGUGUUGGAGGUGCUGAGGUCAGUGCGGUUCCGGCGACGCGUGAAGAUCGGCAAGGCCAACCAGCAUACAACCUGCAAGCCGUGA
This is a messenger RNA of Rhipicephalus sanguineus (brown dog tick), 570 nucleotides long. RefSeq lists its product as uncharacterized. The record is from RefSeq and is a predicted model, not a curated record. Lineage: Eukaryota; Metazoa; Arthropoda; Arachnida; Ixodida; Ixodidae. The transcript is spliced from 2 exons. The coding region runs from base 1 to 570 and encodes 189 amino acids.